CAACAAAAAGAAGAAUAGACACGUGACCUGUCACAACUCUGUCAACAUGGCAGCGGCCGUCUCUGGUUUUAAUAGAUCAAGACAUGGCUCAAAAUCCAGUGCCCAGAUAGAUCAAGGCGUUAUGCAGGUGGAAGCCUGGGAGGAUGAUGAGCAGAGCACCAAGCUGGCAGAAAUCCUUGAGCUUCUUUUGGCUGCUGGAUAUUUUAGAUCCCGAAUCAAGGGACUCUCACCUUUUGAUAAGGUUGUUGGCGGUAUGACCUGGUGCAUCACCACCUGUAACUAUGACAUUGACGUCGAUCUUCUUUUUCAAGAAAAUUUGACCAUUGGUCAGAAAAUAGCUUUGACUGAGAAAAUAGUGUCUGUGUUACCGAAAAUGAAGUGUCCUCAUCAGCUGGAGCCUCAUCAAAUCCAAGGGCUUGAUUUUAUUCACAUUUUUCCAGUGGUACAGUGGCUAGUGAAACGGGCCAUUGAGACCAGAGAGCAAAUGGGCGACUAUGUGAGAGCCUACUCUAUAUCUCAAUUCCAGAAGACCUAUAGCCUUCCAGAGGAUGAAGAGUUUGAUCAGAGGAGAAGCCAGGCAGUGGGAGCAGUUCUUGAUGUACUGGAUGUAUACAAACCUCAGAGAAAAUACAGAAGGCAAAAGGAGGCAGUGGAACUACUGGAUGAGGAGUGCAAGGUUCACUCUACAUUGCUGGAAUAUGGCAGGCGAUAUGGUCUCAGCAAACAAUCCAAACAAGACAAGAUGAGUGAAAAAACACCUUUGACGCUAAAGGAUUCUGUGGCACAGGUGUCAGAGGAAGAAGCGCAGUGGGUGGCAGAGGAGAUCCGCAUUAAAAGCCUGAUGGACACAAUGGCCACCAUGGGCAAUUUAGAGGGCCAACUAACAGCAAGUGCGGUUGGAUAUAUUGUGGGACAACAGUCUGAGGAGAUCAAACUUAUGGCUUCUGAGUAUGCUGAGAAGCAGUUGGAGGUAUCAGAGGACUUUUCAGAGCGAUAUGGUCAUCUUCACCAACACUUUAGAGCUGUUGCUUCUCUGAACAAACAGAUUCAGCAAAUGCAUAACCAACAUACUGAGCUACAAGCCAAACAUACAGAGGUUAAGCAUGGUUGUGACGAGGCCAAGAUAAAGUUGACUGAGGUUACAGAGCAGUCCGAUACACUGAUGACUGAACUGAUGUUGCUAGAGGAUGUGGAAAGGCAAGCUGACAGCAGCGUACUGGAAAAGCUGAAGUCUUUGGUCACAAUGAACGAAAACUUAAAACUUCAAGAACAGGAGUUCCGUAUACACUGUAAAGAUGAGAUGAUCCGUCUACAACAGGGUAUUGAGGACUUGCGGACAUCAUUUGGACUGGGUAAAGAGGAGGAGAAGGAAAGGAACCAACUGAUUAACAAACAGCAUAAUACAGACAGCGAGAAACUACAGAAGCUCCGUCUGUCAAUGGCUAGGAAGAAUCGUGACAUUGCCAUUUUGCAGAGAAAGAUUGAUGAAGUGCCUUGCAGGGCAGAACUCACACAGUACCAGAAGCGGUUCAUUGAACUUUUUUGCCAAGUUUCUGCAACACACAAGGAGACCAAACAGUUUUUCACUUUGUAUAAUACACUAGAUGACAAGAAAGUUUAUCUCGAAAAGGAGGUCAAUUUGCUGAAUUCCAUUCAUGACAACUUCCAACAAGCUAUGUCAUCUUCAGCAGCAAAAGAACAGUUCCUAAGACAGAUGGAACAGAUAGUGGAAGGAAUCAAACAGAGUCGUAUUAAGAUGGAAAAGAAGAAGCAAGAGAACAAAAUGAGGAGGGAUCAGCUGAAUGACAAAUACCUGGAGCUGCUCGAGCUCCAGAGGCUUUAUUUCAAAACAGUCAAAGACUUUAAAGAGGAAUGUCGAAAGAAUGAGAUGCUGCUGUCCAAGUUGAGAUCGAAAGGAGCAACUUAGCUGAUAUGUUACUAUAAGAAAAUGCUGUGCUUAUAUUAAAGUAUGCAAUCUGUGAAAACAUUACACUGAUAAAUAUCUCAUGCACAUAUUAAAAUCUCUUUUGCUUCAUUGAUCAUUAAAUGCUUUUAUCCUAUCCUCAGUGCCAUAUGCUGAGUGGAGAAAAAUAAAACACUAUGCGACCUGUACAAAAGUUGUCCGAUAAUGACUUUUGAACCGAUAACCCGAUACUGUCCAAGUCCAAAAAUCUGAUAAUGAUAUAUGCAGUUGUGCACUUAAUGUGUUAUUGCUAAUUGUACUGUGAUGCCCCACUGAAUGCUUUAAUAAUGAUAAAUGUAAAAACUUCAAGGUUUUCCAAAUAAAUAUUCUGUCGAAAAAAUAGGGAACAACAUCAACUGAAGUUAUAGAAAAUAAAUGUCCCAUAUAAAAAAUAUACAGUGGUAUCUCUACAUACGAAUUGUAUUCGUUCCAGGACCUGGAUUUUAAAUCGAAAUGGUCGUAUGUCGAUUAUAUGACAUUAUAAUUCAGUUUAUUCGUUCCACAGCCCAAAAACCUACGCUAAAUCUUUAAUAAAUACUUCUGGAACAAUUACAGAUAGCAAUUACACAAAGCAAAGCAAAUAAAUUAUAAAUACAAGUCGGAAUAAUAAUCAUGUAACAAAUCAGGUUCUAAUGUGGCAGUUGAGUUUUGCAUGCUGUUCCUGAACGCGCCGUGUGAUUGACGAUAGAAUGAGAGAUUGAGAUAGAAUGGUAGAGUUUUUAGCCGUGUUGUUUUGCAAAAGUUCAGAACUAAAUGAUGAAAAACCUGAUGAAGCUGGCGAUUUCUUUGCUGAUGUUACAAUUCAGUGGUACCUCUACGAAGAAUGUCUCCAGAUACAGAAAUGUCAGGUUAAGAAAUGCCUCAGCGGGAAAAUAUUGCCUCGAGUUACAAAACAAAUUUCAGGAUAACAAAGGCAAAAAAUGUCUCAUACUCGCUGCUCCCGGAGUUAACUGAACGUAACAUACUUAUAGCUGCUCUGCCAUUGGCUACUGCCUAGCAUCUUCCUGGCAUCCUGGCUAAGAGGGACCUCUACUGUAUUUGUAUGUGUGUCCUCUCCAUUCGCCCCUCGUGUUCCAACAGAUUUACAUGAGUGUAUUAACUUUUGUUUUUUAUAUGAUGCACAACUCUGAUUUUAUGUUUAUUGUACAAUAAUCUAAUUGUAACAUGUAUUAGAUAUUUUCAUGCAUUAUAAAAGGUUUAUGUCUGAAUUUUGGGGGUCUUGGAACGGAUUGGGGCAUUUACAUGGAAAACCCGUCUCUAUCUACAGAAUGUUCAGGUUAAGAAACUACUCCCAGAACCAAUUAAUUUCGUAAGUAGAAGUAUCUCUGUAAUAAUAAUUGUCACCUCAACUUAUAAAGACUAGCGAACAAAGGUUGGAGGACCGUCGAGAUCGUAUACACAUAUUCCGGCCGUAUUGUUGAGCCAGUUCACUGACACGCACACCGCGUUAAUAUUUUUCUAUCAUCUCCAUCUUAAUUUCAAUAGUAGGCGUUACCUUAUUCCUUUUUUUCCACCACCUGCUCUAACCUUCUUGGGACCCAUGUUGAUUUCUCUCAAGAAAAUCCGCCGUACAUCCGUCUUGCGGGACAAUGAAAUGCAACGCUGUCGUAAAUCGUCAUAUUUCAAGUAUGUCGUCAUAUGUCAAAACAAAUGACAAGUUUAACGUCAGAUGUUGAAAGGAUCGUAUGUCGAUGCGAUCGUAUGUUGAGGUACCACUGUAAAUUGAAAUGAGCUCAAAUGUCCAUAAUUAAAGGAAUCACAAUUAAAUCAGGUUUAGUUACCCCAAAGAGCCCUAAAGGGCGACCAAAGCAUCACAAAUACAGGCAUUGCAGGCAAUCCAGACAUGCAAUGCCAAUUCCCAAGAGGCAUUUUGUGGGCUUUUGCACAGAUUUUUGUAUUUUAUUUUCUAUUUAAUUUUCUUAGUGACUAUUUCUGGUAACAUGGUA
Corythoichthys intestinalis (scribbled pipefish) is the source of this 3909-nucleotide messenger RNA. It is a transcript of the gene ccdc93, whose product is annotated as coiled-coil domain containing 93. Gene Ontology annotation, biological process: Golgi to plasma membrane transport. The coding region runs from base 47 to 1927 and encodes 626 amino acids. The transcript is spliced from 23 exons. NCBI's taxonomy places the organism in Eukaryota, Metazoa, Chordata, Actinopteri, Syngnathiformes, Syngnathidae. The record is from RefSeq and is a predicted model, not a curated record.